This is a messenger RNA of Brienomyrus brachyistius, 7890 nucleotides long. Its product is annotated as pleckstrin homology domain-containing family G member 1. The record is from RefSeq and is a predicted model, not a curated record. NCBI's taxonomy places the organism in Eukaryota, Metazoa, Chordata, Actinopteri, Osteoglossiformes, Mormyridae. The transcript has 18 exons. The coding region runs from base 522 to 5717 and encodes 1731 amino acids. Gene Ontology annotation, molecular function: guanyl-nucleotide exchange factor activity.
AGUUCCGAGAACUGACCAUUUUUAACUAGCCCGUUCUAGAUUUACUGCAGAAAGGCAGAAUAAUUGCUUUUAUAUCCCUCUAUCCACCAUGAACACCUGGAAAUAAUUUCGCCCACCUAAUUGAACGUUAAUGUUAGCCUAAAGCCUUCCAAAAUUGUUAAAUUACUAUUUUACUUUGAAACACGUUUCAAUGUUAUUUUUGAAACAAGUCUGACCACAAUUAGACAGCAAGUGAAACUUUGCCUGCAAAUGUGAAGCGCUCUUUAUUGUACGAAACAUUUACAACGACCCCACCGACAAUCCCGACUGCUGGGUGGCGCAUGUCGGUACGCUUAGUUUCCCAGUAUAAAGAGUGUUUGAACACUAUCGCAAAAUAAAUCAUACAUUCAUUAUAUGGUGGUAAAGUGACCGCUCACUCCUGGCUAUCGUCCAGGCAGAUUGAAAGGAGCGCUUUAAAGGCUGUUAAGGGGUGGGGGAGUGGUGUUGCCGGACAGGCACAGCGUUGAUCUCCGGCUAGCUAGAUGAAGAACACCUUCAGCCCGGGGUCGCUUAGUACUUUGAAGAGGCGAUCUGCUUCGGGGCAUCGACGCAAAACGCCUGGGAAGACGCGAGACGACUCCGCCCUCCCCUUGGACACCCGUCCCUCCCUUCCAGAGACCCCCAUGGAGACCCCUGACAGUGAGCGGCCUGUCAGCUAUAGCUCCACCUCCUCCUCUGCCUCCUCGCGUGACAGCCACUGCUCCUCGCUGGCCCCGGCUUUCCGAGCCUCUUCGGAGACCGAUCCUCAGGCUGGCGCCAUCCGGCUCGAGCUGGUGCCGGCUCAGCAGCUAGAAUGUGUCGACCCCCAACUGGAACGGAGGCUGGAGGCCACGCAUGGGCACACGCAGGCUGCCAUGACACAAGCCAUGUCGGAACCUGCGGCGGAACCCGCAGCAGAACCCACAGGGCCCAAACUGCAGUACGUGGACAGAGUGGUCCAGGAGAUCUUGGACACAGAGCGAACUUACGUGCAGGAUCUCCGAAGCAUUGUGCAGGACUACCUGGGCUGCUCUGCCAGCCAGGCCCAGCUGGCCCUGGGGCCAGAGGAGAAGAGAGCUCUCUUCGGGAACAUUCGAGAUAUUUACCGCUUCAACAGUGAGCUGCUGCAGGAGCUGGAGAAGUGCCAGGCUGACCCAGUUGCUAUAGCGGAGCGCUUUGUGGCCAAGAGUGAAGAAUUCCACAUUUACACUCAGUACUGCACUAAUUACCCGAGGUCAGUAGCAGUUCUCACAGAGUGCAUGAGGAACAAGGCUCUGGCGAAGUUCUUCAGGGAGCGGCAAGAGUCACUGAAUCAUUCCCUCCCUCUGGGAUCCUACCUGCUGAAGCCGGUGCAGAGAAUCCUGAAAUACCACCUGCUCCUCCAUGAGAUCGCGAACCACCUGGACAAGCAGACUGACCGUUAUGAGGUGGUGCAGGACGCCAUUGACACCAUGCAAAGGGUGGCCUGGCACAUCAAUGACAUGAAAAGGAAGCAUGAGCACGCGGUGCGACUGCAGGAGAUCCAGAGUCUGCUGAUGAACUGGAAAGGCCCUGAUUUGAUUGGCUAUGGAGAGCUGGUUCUAGAAGGCACGUUCCGGAUCCAGCGAGCCAAAAAUGAGCGGACCUUAUUUCUGCUGGAGAAGCUUCUGCUCAUCACAAAGAAAAGGGAGGAGUCUUAUACCUAUAAGGCUCACAUAAUGUGCUGUAACCUGAUGUUAGUAGAGGUCAUCCCCAAAGAGCCGCUGAGCUUCAGCGUGUUCCAUUACAAAAACCCCAAGCUUCAGCACACUGUGCAGGCAAAAUCCCAGCAGGACAAGCGCACAUGGAUCCUCCAUCUAAAAAGACUCAUACUCGAAAACCAUCCUGCGAAAAUCCCCGCCAAGGCUAAACAGGCUAUAUUGGACAUGGAUGCAGUGGAUUCCACCGGACUGAGCUGCAGUCCCCAUUGGGACAAGAAAACCCAGGCGAAGGAUGGGCCCACCCCGCGGCGAGUCAGGAGGAAGACCGAGCCAUUAUCAAGACUGCUGAAAAACGCAAAGCAAAGUGGCACUAAUCCUGAUCCACAAAAGCGGGGAAGUCUAGGAGUGGCCCUUCUGUCACCUAUGUCCCAGCUCAGCCCCAGAGAGGGGUUGCUGGCCUCGAUUGGCCGAACCAGGAGUUUGGUCAGCCAAUCACAGGAGUCUCUGGACCCAGCAGAGCCUAGUGACUGUGAUGACAACCCACACCUUCCAGAAGCAGAAAAUGGUGCUGAACCAGGCUUGGUUAAAGGGAAGAAGUCAAAAGGUCAAGGGAAAGGAACCAUGAAGAGACUCAACCCGCAAGCUUCAGUUGACUGCAUUGACAAAUGGCGUGAUUGUAAUAUCGGGGUGCAGGACUUGCAGGCUGUUAAAGAUUCUCUUCAGAUGGACCCCAGCAUGUCCUGUCGAACCGAGGGCCUCUUGGCUCGUCCUCAAAGCCCCAACCUUGCCGCCAUGAUCUCUGGUGGUCACAUAGCUCGAAACAUCUGGACAGAUCACAAGAUUCGACGUGCUAUGUUUCCAACCCGGCAGCAGACCGUUCAGGGAGAGGAUGAAGAGGACCUCUACCAGAUGUUUAUGCCGUCAGAGCCAUCUGAUCCAGACCUAGUGGCCUCCCAAGAAGGGGGAAGUAGUCGUGGAUCUGGUCGCCCCUGUAGCUGGCACAUGGAGCAAACGCAGGCACCAGUGUACACUGAGGCGCCAUCCAGCAGCAAGAAAGUUCUGCGGCGUGCCAGCAGUGUUGGUGAGAAAAACAGCAAGGCUCCAGAUCCAGGGGAGAAGCUUGGCAGUCCCCGGGACAGCUUGCAGAUAGACUCCUCCAGCAGUGUUUCAGGCUCUGCGGAGCAGCUCACCAUUGACGAUAUUGAAAAUGUGUAUGAUAACAUCAGCUAUGAGGACCUGAAGUCUAUGGGGUUAAUUUGCAGAGAACCGGAGAGCACCCAAUAUCCUCAGGUAACCAAGGAGGAGAAACAAGCAAAAAAGGCAGAACAAACUGCCACGUCUACAGGAAUGACUGAAUCCAGAAAUUCGUCUGAUAUUUACGUUUCCCCAUCCAAGGAUAGUGUUCCUUUUGGGACAUGUGAACUGAAAAUUGUGGAGGAAAACAUCUAUGACACCAUUGGUUUCUUGGACCAGCCUCCAGAGCCAUUGCACAGUCCAGCUGUGGGCGAACAGGACACCAUGUUUCUCCAACCGAUUUCAACUGGUAGCAAUAGUUUGGACAGGUUUCUCUCUGAGGACAGUCUGCAGAGCUAUGAAGACGAACGCCAGGUCUCUGUGGAGAUGGACUCUCCCUCCAUUUCAGAUUCCCUCGUGCACAGGUCCCCUGCAGGCACUAUGUCAGAGAAGGUGGAUGAGAUCUGGAAUGACCUGGAAAACUACAUCAAGAAGAAUGAGAAGAAGCAGGACAGGCUUACGGCUGCAUUCCCAGUGAAUGGCGAGGAGAGCCCUGUGAAAUCCUCGACGCAGGAGAGCCCCAUCAAGACCACAAAGCAGGAGAGCCCAGUGAAGUUCUCAAAGCAGGGGAGCCCCCUCAAAGUAGCAAAGCAGGGGAGCCCUCUGAAAUCCUCAAAGCAGGAGAGCCCCAUCAAGACCACAAAGCAGGCGAGCCCAGUGAAAUCCUCAAAGCAGGAGAGCCCCCUCAAAGUGGCCAAGCAGGAGAGCAUGCUGAAAUCCUCAAAGCAGGAGAGCCCCAUCAAGACCUCAAAGCAGGAGAGCCCCAUCAAGACCACAAAACAGGAGAGCCCCAUCAAGACCACAAAGCAGGAGAGCCCAAUGAAAUCCUCCAAGCAGGAGAGCCCUAUCAAGGCAGCAAAGCAGGAGAGCAUGCUGAAAUCCUCAAAGCAGGAGAGCCCCAUCAAGACCUCAAAGCAGGAGAGCCCCAUCAAGACCACAAAACAGGAGAGCCCCAUCAAGACCACAAAGCAGGAGAGCCCAAUGAAAUCCUCCAAGCAGGAGAGCCCUAUCAAGGCAGCAAAGCAGGAGAGCUCGCUAAAAUCCUCAAAGCAGGAGAGCCCCAUCAAGACCACAAAGCAGGACAGUCCGCUGAAAUCCUCAAGGCUUGGGAGUCCUGUCAAGGUGACAAAGCAGGAGAACCCACUGAAAUCCUCGAAGCAAGGGAGACUAGCACAAGGCACCUCUGGGCGACGGGGUCCAGGGCUUUUUAGAGAAGAGGCCAUUGAGAUUCUGGAGCCCCCAGUGUCCUCUUCUGUUGUUGUAGAGAACUUGGGGAGCACCAAGACUAUUAAGAGCAAGCUGGCUAGAUUCAGCAGUGGUAGCUUUAGACUGGAUGAGCCAGAUACCCUGAAAGAGAAGGGAGAAUCGCCAAGAGAGAGAGCCUUGCUUGGCCUUGGCGGUGGCCUGUUCCCCAGGGACUUUGUCAGCUUUGACAACACCUUGGACUCCUCCAGUAGCCUCUUCCCGGGUGCCAUGGAUUUCUCCCUAGACUUCGGAGACAAAACCAAGAAUAGGGUGUAUCUCAUGGCAAGGCAGUAUAGCCAGAAGAUCAAGAAAGCUAAUCAACUGCUGAAGACAAAGAGUUCAGAGCAGGAACAUACCGUUAGCCGGCUGAAGUCAAAGCAGAAGGAUUUGGCAGAUAUCUUGGAAGAAAAGAAACAAGGAGGGACUGCAAUUGGUGCAAGAAUUGCAGAGUACUCUCAGCUGUACGAUCAGAUCCCGUUCAAAGAUAUGCCCCCUGGCAAGCAGAAUGAUCCAGAGAAUGCCACCCUGGAGCCUCCAUGUCUGCAUUCUUCCCCUUCACUGGCCCCACCUCAGGGCAGCUCUGAAAGCCAUGCCAGUGACUCUUGUGUGGAUGAGGACUGGCUCAAUUCCACAUACAGUAAUGGGGAGCUGGUGGACUUUGUCUCCUGUGUAAAUGAAGCUGCCCUUCAGAGGGAGGGUUUGGUAUCUUCUCCCGAGAAACAGUUGAGCCUGGUGUGCCCGAUCCCUACCAUCAAAUAUUCCUCUCCUCCACAGUCUCCCACUCAGAGGUGGAGUGCUUGCAUGGCUCAGCCCAACAAAGAGAACUUGAGCCAUCAGCAUGUCUAUAACUCUCUGGACCGACAAACCCAGUCUGCCAAAGCACUUCCUUAUAACAGAUGUCUGUCGUCUUCCUCCAUAGCUGCAAGUGGCAAGAAUGGGGAUCAUUUGGGAGGGGACAGCGUUGCAGGUCUCGGCAUUAGCUUGACGGGUGGGGGGAGCUGGGGAUCUGCGUUCGCCAGGCUUGGGUACUCAGGGCGGCAGUCCAGUCUUCCCGAACGUUACUCUGAUUUAACCCUCCAGGACUCGCAGCAGGUGGUGGUGGUGGUGAGCAAUAGUCCCUCGUCCAAUGCUCUCCGGGCCACUCAGAACUACCACGCCAACUUCAAGGACAAUGACGACGACGAUGACGAUUACGUGGAGAUCAAGUCUGACGACGAAGAGCUCGAGGACGGAAGGCAGCACAAGGAGCCGCUGGCUAUAUCGACACCUUGUGUGACCCGAGCUGAGCGUGCAGGCCAAGGACCGUCCAUCAGCCUCCCCUGCACGCCCAUCAGAACCAACCCCCGCAUCCCGCCCCCUGCAUUCCCCGACCAGGACAGCCUGGCCCACUACCUGUGGAGCGAGCCACAAGUCUCCCAGCAGAACCUUGUGCAGUCCCUGAGGGAUAAAUUCCACUGCCUGAGUUCCAGCAGUUUUGCAUGAGGCCCAUCAUCCGCUCUCGUACACUAUUACUGCACGCCGAUGUAAAGAGGCUCUGCGUGACACGGUCUAGUGUCUGCUUUGAUCUGGUUCUGAGAGAUUCCCUGACGGUAACUUAGAUCUUCUGUACUUGGUAAAACUUUAAAAACACUAUGUAUGUAUAUUUAAGAAAUGUAAUUAAUGUAAUUAGAUUUAUCAUGGUUUACAUAGCAAUGAAGAUAUUUUAAUUACUCUGAAAGUAACACAUUGAUCAGAUUAUAGGGUUAUGUUUCCAAAGGGAUUAUAUUUUUAGAAGCUGUGGCCAAUUUAAUGCAACUUGUAUGUAGCUGGUGUUUCUGUGGGCUUCAGCAAACUGUGGACAUAGAAAAAUCUGAAUUACUGAGUAACUUUCACCAUAUAGUAUUACUGUGCCAUAUAAAUCAAAACUUUUUUUUGAUACUUUCGUGGGAGGGGGGCAGGAUAUCUCCUUAUACCCCCCCCCCCCCAACCCCACCCCAUGAUUUACCUCAUACAAAUGCAAGGACUGACUGGGGCUAAAAUUCAGAAUUGUAAUUAUCAGUGUUAACUGACAAAAAUUAAAUUGGAGAAACAAAACCAACUAACUUGUUUUUAUGUAGCAAAGCAAAAGUUUAAAUUAUUAGUUUUAGUUGUAUCUGAUACUGCUUUAGUGCUUGUUUUGGUUUUGAUUUAAUUAGCAAAUGCUAAGCCUGUCCAAAAAACCUCCAUCCUUAUUUUAGUCUAUUUUAACUGUGCACAUCAGUUGUCACUUGAGAAUGUAUGACAUUUACCAGAGUUUACUUUGUUAUAUGCUAACUUAAUGUACUUAGCAGGUAUACUGUAUUUAAUACUCAGGAGCUUCGCCUACAAACCAGCUAAUAAUGGCAGUUAAAUAUCCAGUGAGAGGCUGUAUGCAUGCUUUGUAUGCCUGAAAUAUCCAUAUAUAGUCGUACAAUUGCAAAUGUAGUUUUUAAAAUAGGACUAUAAGGGUUUGCAGCAAUAUCCAAGUUAAAGGAUCAUGCUUUGAGGUUUGCUAACGUACCAACCUAAUGAACAAGGGAUCAUGCUUUAAUGGGCUGUCUUGAAGAACUUACUUGGCAUCAGAAGUACAUAUUUAUUGCAAACUCUGUGCAAAAUGUUGGUAAAUUUUAGUUCACCAUAUUUCUUGUCUUACUGUAGCAGAACAUCAUGCAUCUUAAGAGCCUAAAAUACUAAAACCUGAAAAUCUGGGACCACGGAAGAAAGUUAAAACAGUACUGUACUUGUAUAUUUUCACAUCGAGUUAAUUUCUCUCUCUCGCCAGUGCACAUAUCGACACUACUGAUUGCAUGUUUAACAUUCACCUUUUGUGAUCCGUCUGGGGUCCAUUCUUUGUCCGUCCUUGGAAAGGAAAUGUAUACAGUUUAGUUCUGUCAGGAUUUUCGUUAAAUCUGGGGUCAGUCUGAAUUAUUCCAAAUGAUGAGAAUUUAUGUCGACAAUGAUGUGGACUUAACGUCAAAUGUUUCCUAUCGUUCAACAAUAUACUGGGCAUCGACCGUAUGUGUACAGAUAAUGUCACGGUUUGUUUUUGUUUUUUGUUUUGCAGUAUGUGGUUUCCCUCAUAUUUCAUUUAAAAAGUAAAUUAGUUCCCCUCGAACUGUUAAUAAUUACAGCCAGUCCAUAGAUAAAAUGCUGAAUAAUUUAUUUAUUUAAGGUUUUUUGGGGUAAUUUGGGAUAUUUUGGCAAUGGGUAAUUUUGUUCAAAAGGAUACUGUGAAUGUUAUUUAUAAAAGGUUGGUCUUAAAGCACUGUUGAAUUACCCUUUCUGAAAUACAACUAAAUGUUCUAAUGCACAAUCAAGGCUUUUUAUCAAUGUAAAUACACCAAACAAUGUAGAAAAUACAAAUACGUUGUGUAUUCAUGUGACUUCGUAGUUUUUGUUUUUAUGUUUUUGCUUCUUAUUUUGGGGAUUGUCAAACUUUUUUUGUUCAUUGAAACGGACCUUUUUGCACUUUUUGCUUUUUUUUUACAUUUGAUUUGUAAACAUUUUGUAAAGAUGUAAGUAUAUUUUAGGAAACUUAAUUGUACGCUAUAGCUAUGCUAUCACCAUAUUAGUUUAUAAGUUUUUAACUGGCUAGUUGUCCUUCUGUAGGGAAAAAAGGUAUUGGAGGAAAUAAAGUAUAAUUAAAAUGUCAAAUAAA